GUUUCCGCAUCAGCUGUUCUUUCUGAAUCGCAAGAUGGCGAUAUUCAGUGUUUAUGUAGUCAACAAGGCCGGUGGACUUAUUUACCAAUAUGACAAUUAUGUCCCUCGGACAGAAGUAGAGAAAACGUUCAGCUUUCCACUCGAUAUAGUGCUCAAGAUUCAUGACGAGAAGGUGUUGGUUUCUUUCGGCCAGCGGGACGGAAUCCGAGUUGGUCACGCUGUGCUUUCGAUAAACGGAGUGGAUGUAAAUGGCAAGUACACAGCAGAAGGAAAGGAAAUAGUGGAAUAUCUGAAGGAUCCAUCAAACUAUCCAGUGUCCAUCCGGUUUGGCCGAGCACGACUGACCUCCAAUGAGAAACUCAUGCUGGCUUCAAUGUUUCACUCGCUUUUUGCCAUCGGAUCACAACUGUCUCCUGAGGUCGGCAGCUCAGGGAUCGAAAUGCUGGAGACAGAUGUGUUUAAACUACACUGCUUCCAGACACUCACAGGGAUCAAGUUCAUCGUACUAGCAGAUCCUCGCCAGUCUGGUGUUGAUGCGCUCCUGAGAAAGAUCUAUGAAAUCUAUUCAGACUUUGCCCUAAAGAAUCCUUUCUACUCUUUGGAGAUGCCCAUAAGAUGUGAACUUUUUGACCAAAAUCUAAAGAGUGCUCUGGAAGUAGCAGAGAAAGCUGGAACAUUUGGGACAGGUUCCUGAGCAGACCUGCCACGUGUGAUGUAACUGUAUAGGCUCAGCAACCAACUGUAUAUAAUGUGGAUUAAACUACGGACUAAUCGACAAUGACACCAAAAUGGUGGAUAAACCAGAGCUGGACUAGAAAAUGUUGUUUGAUGGGCACAUGAAACUAUGAACAGUCUUGUGUUUCUAGCACCACACUGUACUUGGUCCAAACCUGUUCUGUUUUAAGUUCACCAUGUCUGCAUAAAUAAAGGUUUCACUUAAAGAUUAGAACUCAAA
Silurus meridionalis is the source of this 955-nucleotide messenger RNA. It is a transcript of the gene trappc4, whose product is annotated as trafficking protein particle complex subunit 4. The transcript has 5 exons. Gene Ontology annotation, cellular component: TRAPP complex. The record is from RefSeq and is a predicted model, not a curated record. Bases 35 to 694 code for a protein of 219 amino acids. NCBI's taxonomy places the organism in Eukaryota, Metazoa, Chordata, Actinopteri, Siluriformes, Siluridae. Gene Ontology annotation, biological process: endoplasmic reticulum to Golgi vesicle-mediated transport.